Molecule: messenger RNA, 699 nt
Organism: Fraxinus pennsylvanica
Lineage: Eukaryota; Viridiplantae; Streptophyta; Magnoliopsida; Lamiales; Oleaceae
Source: the annotation of a GenBank genome assembly
AUGAUUAAUCGUGGAGAUUACGCAAAGCUUCUCGGGGAGGUGGCCAUCUUCAACUCUGGCCGAGCUGAGGAACAACGCCAAAAAUGUUGUGGAUGUGAUUCACUAAAAUGUCUUGAAAGACUUGUCACUUACACUUUUGAAAUGCACUACUUUGAGAAAUUUCGAUCAGUCAUUGUGGAAAGGAUUAUUGAUAACGAAAAGGAUGGGGGGAAGCAUAUAUCGAGGUUCAGAUGCUGGGUAGUGGGUACAGGGCACCCUUUUCUGGUUGAGAUCCAAAAUGCAUGCCAAGUUUCUCCUGAGAGAGCAGCUGUGGAGGCGAAAUCGAAGUUCGAACUCCAGCACCCCAUUCAUCUUGACCGGAAUAAGAAGCCGGUCGAAACUCCAUUCACGAUUCCGGCGGAGUCUCGCAUCCACCUUUCAUUUUCAGUUUCAAUUUGGUCGAUCGACGAAAACCCUUGGUUGGAGAAGGAACUUGUGACGAGGCUCGACAUAACAUUUCUAGUUAUGCAUGUAAAAGUAAGAAUUCCUAUUGUUCUGCACCCGAUAAUGGUUAUGGGUAUCGUUGUCAUUGCCAGGAAGGUUAUGAAGGAAAUCCAUACCUCUAUGAUGGCUGUAAAGAUAGAUACUGAUGAAUGUCAAGAUACAAGUCGUUUCAAUAUUUGUGAACAUAAAUGCGAGAACACACUGGGGAGUUUUUAG